GUUUAACCCCUUCCCGCCCUGAGGGUAUAACAAAUGUUAAUGCCUAAGCACAAUUCUGCAAUGUUGACCUGUGUUAGUAAAACCGUCCGUAUCAUCACAACUACUGUACUUUGUACAUCCGGGUGGAUUAUACCGAGAUUUUUUUCAGGACAAAUUGGGCUUUCAUUUGGUGGUAAAUGGUAAUGGAGAUCUCCUGAUUUUUUUGUCAAUUAUCAAAGGAAAACUGGCCCAAAACAGUAAAUUCCCAUUUUUUUUUUUUUUUUUUAAAAUGGGAAAUUACCUCUACAAAAAA
Staurois parvus is the source of this 292-nucleotide messenger RNA. The record is from the annotation of a GenBank genome assembly. NCBI's taxonomy places the organism in Eukaryota, Metazoa, Chordata, Amphibia, Anura, Ranidae.